CGUAACUGUCUUCACCCGCUCUUGCCAUAUUCCCUCGCAACUUCACCCGCUGUUGCGCGAAGAAGGAGAACUCCCGCGAAGCCCUAGACACUAGUGGUAGCCAGGUAAGCUACUUCUCCACCUUCUCGCCUCACUUCUGCAGUUCUGCUCGCUUUGCUUCCUCCCUUCCAUCGCCGUUUGGUUUCCAGGAAAAUCUAGGGCGAAGUGUGAACUUUUGGUUCCUUUUUUUUCUUGGGUGUAGUUCCCCCUUCGUUGGUUUUACAAAAAUCGAGUCAGAGAGCUGCGGAAAGUAACAAAUAGCUGCGAGAACUUGACUUUGUUGGUUAAAGGUCAAUUCUUUUUCAGGUUGUCACAGUAAGAACGUAGUUGAUUAGGUUUAGAUGGGGGCACAGUAAAGUUGCGAUCUUUCAGUGUAGUAAUGUCUUGAUGGGUGAGAAUUUCGAGUUUUAGGGUUUGGUUUUCACUAGACGGCCGUAGUGUUCGGGCAUUUUGUUGCCUACAUUUGCGUUUGGUUCCUUAAUUUCUACUGCUAUUGUAACUCAUUUGGUUUCAACUUUCAAAUGUAUGAACACGAACAGUUAGGGGCAGCAGUCCUGUCUUUAAUGUCUAGUAUCUGAUCCGAAAUAUGGUGAUGAAUGCUGAAGUGGAAAGCAAAACUCCAAACCUUGAAGUGUUGGAGGGAAGUGAACCGGUUUCGAGGCGUAAUGAAUCGGAAGAGAGGAUUAAGAAUGCUGAAGCGAGGAUUAGAGGAUUGGAAGCAGAGAUGGAAAUAUGGAAGAGCGAUUAUAAAGAAUUCGAAGGGAAGUAUAAGGCUCUGGAGCUUAGAAAGUUGGAAAUUGAAGAUGAACUAAAAUCUUUGAAGGCAAGAAAAGUGGAGGACGAUGAUGAGCUUUUUCAGCUCAAGGUUGAGAAUGCUACCCUGGAAUGCGAGAAAAAGAAGGCUGAAAGUGAGGUUGAAAUUUGGAAACGUAAGUACCACGAAUUGAAGUCUAUGGUGGGAAGAAUUACCGACAAAAUUGAAGAUGGAUAUGUACCUGCUGCUGGAGCUAAUUCUGACAUUUCUAGAACACCUUGUAGCAAUCUGCCAAACAAUGACGAGUCCCUUUUUGGAGGGGAGAAUUCCAGAGGGAGAACUUGUAGAAAAGCUAGAAGACUUCUAUUUUUUGAAAAGGAAAAAGAUUCCAUCAGGAAGAUGGCUCCAUCAACUCCUACAGAUCCCAAAGGUAAUUUGUCUGGCAUCAUCAAUAUAGAUGGCAGUGAUGACGAACCUAAUAACAGUGAUGAAAAGGUGAAAGCACCCAAAACCAGUUUGAAGAGUAGAGUUGAUGAUCUUAGCCUUGACGACGAUAUGAAUGUGUGCAUUGGUAACAAUCCGUGUGCCACUACUCCCAAGAGGAAGAGAGCUGCAAAUGUGGUUGCUACUGAUAGUGAGAGUGAGGAUGAUGAUAUUCCACUAUCUCAACUGAAGGCAAAGCGUUUUCGCAAAGUGAGCUUUGAUGCAAAUGGCUUGUCACAGGCUGCUUCACCUUCUGCGAGUGACGAUGAUGAUAAUGAUGAUGAUGAAGAUGUGAGGGACACUGUGACCCCUCGUAGGCGGCGGUUAAAGAGAAUGGGUGAAUCCAGAAGAAAAUCAUAUGCUCAACAGCUUGCUUCAAGUGAGACUAACUGCGGAAGCAAAUACGAAAGAGGAAUUCCUACGACGGCGGAUGGUGCUGAAGACAGUACAACAGAUGAAGAAGAGGGUUCUGGCAGUUCAGACGACAGCAUGAAGGAAUUUAUCGUUGAGAGUUCUGAUACAUCACAUUCUUAUGGUGACACCUGUUCAACGGAAGAUAGUGCUGAUAUCGGAGUGGAAAUGAAAGACAUCGUGGCUAAGCUUCAACGAAGCAGGAAUCGGAAGUUCAACUGGGAGUCAGUGGGUGAAAUGCAAUCUGACUUUGGCAAAGAUAAUGAGCUUUGCAUGAGAGCUGUUUGUGCUCUUUACCGACAGCAAACUAGUGACGAACAAGUUGCCAAGAAUACAUUCCACUCCAAUAAGCGAGGAUUCAGCCAAUCUCAUGCUCCCAGGGCCUCCAAGAUCGCGGCAUUUCUGAUUGAUUCCACCGGCGAUCUGAGCAAGUCUGUGGAGGAAUUGCGAGAAUAUGAUCCCAAGGCAGUUGACAAGUGCAGAGAUUGGGCGUUGCACUAUGCGAAUCAACUGUUUAACAUUUACAAGAGUGGGGAGGACCCUUUCUUCCCUCCUGCAGUGGACAACAAGUAAAGCCAGAGCAUGAUCUUUGCCUGCUAGUGAUUGGAAGUCUCCUGGAAAGCCUCACCUUCUUAAAGGAAGGUCAGCGCUUAUUUUGUAUGUAGUGGCAAUUAGUAUAACUAGCCAAUCCAGGUUCCAGCACCUGUUUUGUUUUUGGCAAUUGGCAUGUAUGAUCUCAUGUAUACCUUGUCUGCAGUAUGAAACUUAGAACCGUUGAAUGGAAUAUGUACAGUAUGAUUAUGAAAGCAGCCUCUUUAUCGCGAAUCGGGCCAUCUUUUCCAUUGCUGAUACGACGCCUCCCCUUCAUGCAGGAAGAGAGAUCAGAUCACUGCAUAUUUUGUGUGCAGUCUAGCUAGCAAUCUAACUACUUAACUAUUCCGGCACACCUACAUUUUGCCCUUUGCUAUUAAUCGUAUGAAAUCUUAAACGUGGAUUAUCACAUCAUUUUAACCUUGAGUUAUUGCUACUAAUACGAAGUAGGAUAUAAACUCGAGAUAUGGAU
Molecule: messenger RNA, 2750 nt
Organism: Linum trigynum
Lineage: Eukaryota; Viridiplantae; Streptophyta; Magnoliopsida; Malpighiales; Linaceae
Source: the annotation of a GenBank genome assembly